Molecule: messenger RNA, 2064 nt
Organism: Corvus hawaiiensis (hawaiian crow)
Lineage: Eukaryota; Metazoa; Chordata; Aves; Passeriformes; Corvidae
Gene: FAAP20
Product: FA core complex associated protein 20
Exons: 4
Coding region: 683-1624 (313 amino acids)
Molecular function (GO): ubiquitin binding
Source: RefSeq, a predicted model, not a curated record
AUCCAUGUCUAUGGCUGUGAAAGAACACGGCUCACAGGAACGCAGAAAUAAUUCCUGUUUUUUCCAGCCCUGGAGUUGGGGAGGACUGAAGGCAAUGCGUGGCUCGGUUCGUGUUCGAGCCCGGGGGGCUCGGCCGUGUCCCUUCCACCAGGGCCUAUGAGAGGUUCAUCACUCUGCUCUUUGAGGGCGUGUUGCUUCUAAUUUCUUCACCGCGCGGCUUUAUUCCUGGACAGCGACCCAAGAAAACGCGUCAGGAAGAAUGCUGGAAAUACCACUGUGACAUUAACAUUCCAUCUUCCCCUUGGAAUUGUCUUUAUACAGCAUUACCUUUUAGUGCUUAUAGUUCCUAGGAUCAGUUAAAUCAAGUUGUUUGGGAAGAUAGUCAGUAAUUUCAAAUGGCAGUGUGGAAAUGCCCAGACAUACAUGGGAACUGAUGCAAUUGCCACCCUCAGUGCAAACACUUCCAUGAUUUCUGUGCUCAGCAGGUGUUAGUUAAGUUUGGUAUUUGAGAAUAUAAAACAGUGGCUACACCUAACUGUUUCACUUGGAAGCGAAAAUAGUGAUAGAUACCUACGGCUCAUUUGUUAGAAGCAGAAAAGAAAGCAUUUAGACAUUAAUUUUUUGCUAGCUGUACAAAGUACAUGUCAUAGCAAGCUGUAAAAAAAUGUUUGUAUGCUAAAUAAUGUCUUUGUGUUCCAGAAAAAAGAGGCAAACUAGUAUCAGUGUAAGAGUAUUUUCUUUCCUCUCUCCCCCCUUCAAACUAUUGGACUGUCUUUACAGGGCAUCGACUGACAGGUGUUCCUGGUUUAAAAAGGAAGAAUUAAAUGAGUGUGAAAAAACCUGGAUUUUGUUACUGAAAGACAUCAGUCAAAAUUCACACUGCACAAACUGGGACACAGUGCCCAGCUUUCCAGAGUUCUUGGAAAAGGCUGAGGAAAAGAGUCCAGAACACCAGGAAGUCUUUACAGUCGGAACAAAAGACUUUCAGUGGGUAUCAUUCCCAUCUUUUCACAAAGAAAAACGUCUGAAGCCCAAGGAUCUGAGCUCCCAGCAGCCAACACAGAGCCAGAGCAAUGAGUUACAUAAAGGACAGGGCCAAGCAGAUAAACUGAAAAGUUUAUCAUCUACAGCUGAGAAAACCUGCUGGGGAAUCAGUACAGAUCAAGCCAAAACCGCAUCUGGGGAAGACACAAAAGGUGUUUCAAAGCUGGAUGCGAGUCUUAAGUCAUGUGAACUCCCUGGACACAGCAGCUCUGCACAGCCCUCGGCACUGGCCCAAAGCCCCACAGAAGCUUUGAGCCCUCAGCAGCACCGCACGGGGACUGUACAGAACAGCAGGGCAGAGGGGAAAGAAAAGGGUGAGGAAGAACCUCAAAUCCAAACACAUCAGGGGGAUGGUCCCAUGGGGAAGACCAGAGGGGGGCCUGCAGAGAAGCCUCGGCUCGGGAGUGCUCCUGGGGCUGAGAGCUGCGAAGAGAAGAUGGAAAGCCAGAGUGAAGCAGCUUCAGCUCUUGACAGUUGUCCAAUGUGUCUGAUUAAGUUUAGUGGAAGACUCUCACAGCUGGAUAUCGAUGGCCACCUUGCCAGGUGCUUGUCUGAAAGUGCAGAUGAUGUCAUGUGGUAGAGCCAGAAGAGUGGAGAGCAAAGGAGCAAGGCCAAGGAUGAAGCUUUCUCAAAGGAAAAGGAAAAAUGUGUCAAGGAAGCACCUCCUCACCUCUGCCUUGCUUAAGGAUCACAAGCCAGUAACUCAGUAGAAGGUCAAGUGCCACCUGCCUGUUUGUUUUUUUUAUUUUAAAGCCUCUCAAAUACAUGUAACGUAGUUCUAGUUCUGAAAAUGGUGCUCUGGGAUGUCCUAGAGAUCCCCAGGGAAAUCAGGCUUGGUACUCCUGAAAAAAAGGCACUAUUGGAAAUCCCUGGAGCUUUGUCUGAUGCACAGUUCCGAAUUUCUCAGGACAGAAGAAAGCAGCUGAGCAAAAGACAACUGUUACUUACUCUAAUUCAAAAGUUUACCUGUUUAGAAAAAAAUACCAGUAAUCUACGAAAAUAAACUGAGUUAAAAAGUCA